AUCUGCCAUCUAUAACAAGUUACAACUUACUGUGUUCUCUGUUCUCUGUGUAGUAUAUUUAAUACAUUUUGUAUUUUGUUAAGUUUUUUUUUUUUGUAAGUGUAUUGCCAAUAUUUUCCAUUCACUGUGAAAAAUAAUAAUAAAUAAACAAUUAAACAAAUUAUUAGUUAAUUAGUCAUUACUGCAAUACUUCUCCAUGAGUUAUUAACUCUUUAGUUAACAUGUCUAUUGUAACAAUAAUAAAUUAAUAAAAUUUACUAAUCUAUUAUACUUCUUUCUCUGACGUAACAGUUAACUAUAUUUGAAAUCUCCAAAAGCGUUAUGAGUUCAGAAUUGGAAAAAGUAACUGAAGACAUAGAUAUAGCAGUUGAUUUACUUGAUUUAUUGAAAUCUAGAUAUUUUUUCUUGCGUGCUAAAUAUGAUAUCGACCUYAACUCUCAAACGGCAUAUGUGUCUAAAGAUAUUCAAUCGGAAUAUCAGUAUGCAUUUAAUGAUCUUCAAUCUUUCAUUAUGCUGGAACUUAACCUUUUAGAAUAUGCAUGUACUUAUGGUAUUUAUUCCAUGAAUAUGUAUGCAACUCGUCUAAAGACAAAUUUAAAUUACAAUGACAAAGACCAUUUUUUUUUAAAACUUCUUAAAGAUCAUUUACAGAGCUUAAUCGAAACUAAUAAGAGUAUAAAAAAUAUUUCUGCGGAUCCUUAUACUAGUUUUACUUCAUACAUAAGUUCAUUUAAGGUUUAUGCAAAUGUUUUGAACAGUGUUGAUGUAUCAAACAUCACUCUACUAAAUGAAACCAAUACCAACAAGAGAAAGAAUAAGCUGAUGAAGAAAAUUUCAAAAAUCAAUCUUAUGGCAAAUAUUAUUACACUAUUUGUAUCAGACCAUAUUACAGACUUUAGAACUGAAGAUGGGCGAGCUGCUUUGAAUAUUUGUUUAAAGUAUAGAACUACUAGAAGCAUAGAAUAUUAUACAAAAAAAUGUAAUUCAAAUUAAAUUAAUAAAAACACUUAGUUUUAGUUUAUAUAUAAUAUAAAGCUUAAAUUGUAUGUGUUAGAUACAGACCCAUAUAAACAAAUGUAUUUUUUUUAAUUUUUUAAUUUUACAUAAUAUCUAUUUUAUUGAAUUGGAGUUAGUAAUAUUUUUAACAUUUAAUUAAAUAACCAGUAUUUUAAGCUACCUAAUCAUUUAAGUU
Diuraphis noxia (Russian wheat aphid) is the source of this 1192-nucleotide messenger RNA. RefSeq lists its product as uncharacterized. The record is from RefSeq and is a predicted model, not a curated record. NCBI's taxonomy places the organism in Eukaryota, Metazoa, Arthropoda, Insecta, Hemiptera, Aphididae.